ACUUGUAAAAAUGUUUUUUCUAUUUGUACUUUCUUGCGUGGCUUUAUCUCAAGCCUCCCAGAUUUUGCCGGCUAUUCUUCCUCAUGCUCAGCCUUACAACUUCGGCUAUGCAAUUAGGGAUCACACCAGUGACCAAUACAGACAAGAGAAAGGAAAUGGACUCGGAGGUGUAGUGGGAAGCUAUGGUUUCAAAGACGCCAGAGGAAUCGUUCGUAACGUCAAUUACGUCGCUGACCAUGCUGGAUUCAGAGCACAGGUCAACACAAACGAGCCAGGCACCGCCAAUCAGAACCCUGCAGCCGUUCUUGUCAAUUCUCAUCAGCCUGUUGUAGUCAAGGCAGUGGCUCCCAUCCAUCCAGUUCCCGUAGUCAAACCUGUCCAUCCUGUUCCCGUGGUCGCUGCUCAUGGAGAUUACAGAUUCGGACAUGGAUACGCAGAUAACUUGGGAUACUAUGGAGGCGUCAACUUUGCUUUGCCUUUAAUCGGAGGAGCUGUCAGAGGAUACGACAGCCGAUUUGCUAAUGUGAUUGUUUAAAUAAUGGUUCUCCUGUAAAAUUUCCGAUUCCUCUUGUAAUUUAAUACUGUUUG
Molecule: messenger RNA, 588 nt
Organism: Argiope bruennichi
Lineage: Eukaryota; Metazoa; Arthropoda; Arachnida; Araneae; Araneidae
Product: cuticle protein 14-like
Exons: 3
Coding region: 11-535 (174 amino acids)
Cellular component (GO): chitin-based extracellular matrix
Molecular function (GO): structural constituent of chitin-based larval cuticle
Source: RefSeq, a predicted model, not a curated record